GACAUUGUCUAUCACUGUUAUCGCGCUGUUUCGCCUGUCACUGCCAGCUUUUGUCACCGCACUGUACACGCAGCGCAGCUCCUUUAUGCGAAACUUCUUUGAAAUGUUUCCUUAGCUAGAUACUACACAUUUUGUGACAGGGCCGAGGCGUCGGUUCGCUUGCAACCCCCCCCCCCCCCGCAGCUAGCUGCUCUCUCUCUCAGCCUGGCACUGGUCCCCAUUAACUCAGUAUGGUUGAGGAUUCGCCGGCUGCGGUUCGCAAUGUGCGCUGUGGAGCCCGCAAGCACUCGCCAUGGUCAGCAAUGCGGGAGAAGAAAAGGGGCAAGGCCCUCCUCGCCUCGCCCGAAUGCCAGGAGCCUCUAUCAGAGGAAAUCGAAGAGGAGGAGGACGAGGAACCUGCCGCGGACCAUGAGAUGACGGAGCAGGCGGUUCACGUGCUGGCGAGCUUCGGCCAGCUGACCGUGGCUGGCGGUCGCCCGGGCAGCCAUAGCGACGCUGACACAGACCCCGCACGAGCAGGCUCCGGAGCUGAUGGGCAACGGCGGAAGCUGCGCGGCGCCCGUACCACGGGGCUCGCCGCCGGCUUCCACAGCCGGCUACGGACCUGCUUCCUCAACGACAAGGGCAGCCCUCUACGCCCAUCAGCGCACUCCUACACGGCCGGCCAACGCGGUAGCAGCAGCGAUGCGGACCCGGGGCAGGAAAAUUUGCCGCCCAUUCAGUUUGCGUUGCUCAACGCCGACGGCGCCAAAUGCUGGCUGAAGCGCACAUCGGGCCCUGGCGCCGAGGACGCCGCGGCUCCGGCCGCGUCGUCAGCGGUGCCGCCGCCGUCAGCGCCGCGUGGCCCCGGCGCGCCCGGCGUGGUGCUGCAGCCGCGCAGCCUGCUGCUGGGGGGCCAGAACGCCGCCACGGACCAGUGCCUCGUGUCCGCAGCGGCAGCUGCUGCAGCUGGACAGAACCGGAGUCAGCAGGCCGGCGGUGUCUGCGACAGCCCCGCGCCCAAGCCCCGCCCCACCCGUCGCAGCCUCAGCGGCGUACAGGCCGACGGCCACGUCGCGGACUCUGCCGAGACCCUGCACGGCAAGAACGCCCACGAGCCGUGCACCGCCGCGACCUCCUCCAACUGCGCAGCUGCCACCUCCACCCACAACCUCCCAGCUCACCCUCCACCCUCCAAGCCGCCGACCCCGCCCUCGCAAUGGGGCCGCUGCCAGCCAGGUGGCUCUGUCGCAACGUAUGGCAUCGCCGCGUUCGGGGUGCCUGCCUCCGUGCAGAGCUGCUUUAUGGGCGCCCCCUCUGCAGGCACAGCGCCCUUCGUGCUGACUGGCACCGCCGGGCCGCAGCACGGUGGGUGGGCUGCCAGCGGCGCCGCUAGCUUUGCCACCGCCAAGGCCUCCUUCGGCAGCGGUAGCAGCAGCGCGGCUGCCGCCGCCGGGGCCUCAGCCACGGAGUCACUGCCUGCGGCCUGCGCCCGCAACAGCUGCCAGUCCGGGCCGGCCGGGACGUCAUCGGGACCCUCCGCGUGUGCGGCGUCUGCACCCGUGGCUGGCGGCAGCGGCUGCUCCGACACCGGCAAGGCGCUAGUGGACUCGGCUGAGGAGGUGGAGCUGCGGCGGCUGACGCGACAGCCGCAGGCGCAGGCACAUAUCACAAAGGAGCCUCAACAGCACCAGCCCAGUGGCGGCAGCUGGGCGUCGUCCUCACUACUUAGCGGCUCGCUGCAGUCAGGCCCGACACUCGCCCCCGCGCCCGCGCCCAUUUCAGCCGCCGCCGCAGUGGCCUUUACGGCCUUCCUCCCUGGCAGCUCGGCUUCGUCUGCGCCCGCGCCCACCAGCUCUGCUACAUUCUUCGAUCUUGCUGCGCUCGCGCAGUCCUCGGCAUCCAUCUUGUGUCCCACCUUGACGUCAGGCUUCUUGGCCGCAGCGUCCUGCAGUGCUGCACCUCUGCGCCAGGCAACUGCGUCGGGCAUUGCGUCGGGGCCGGCUGGUAUCAGCUCCGACGCACCUCGCCGGGCAGGCUCGCGGUUGACGCCCUACCACCCAGGCCGGCAUGCAGCUAUCCGGGGCUGCGGGACCGCGGACGAGGACGCUGACGGUGACAGAGAGAAUGAGGAGCUGGCGGCAUCCCCGGCAACCAGCUGUGAGCUUGAUGAUGUUGACGCCGCAACCGUGCCUGAUCAUCGGCCGCACAGCCAUCACCACCACCAGCAGCUCAUGCCGCCAGCGAGCCGGCGACAGAGCAGGCUUGGUGGCAAGUUGGCACACCCACACCAGCAGCCCCAGCAGCUGCAGCUGGCCUCGGCAGCUGAUGGCCUGGAGCUGGAUGCUGAGCAGUGCACGCCGCCGGCCGCCGGUACUGCAGCCCUGGGUGGGAGUGGCGGGCGCAACCGCGCCUCGGACCUGCAGCAGGACCAGCAGCAGGGCGGUGACGUGGACUUGGCUGGGUGCUGUGACGAUGAGGAUGACGGCGAGCCCUGGCUCCGCACCAGCCAGCAGGCGCCCGACCCCGAUGACCCCUCCUCCGCCGGCAAGUACAGCGCGAUGCUGUUGCGGCGGCUGCAGGCGGUGGCGGCACAGGAGGAGCUGUACGGGGUACCGGGCACAGGCCUCAGCGGCUGCCACUCUGGACCCAGUUUCUACCUGGCGAACGGCGACGUGGAGCCGCACGGCUACGGCUACGCGUUGCGCAGCGGCGGCCAGGGCGGGCCCCUGCGCAGCGGCAGCUCCAGUAUGGAGCCUUCGCCCAUGCCUCGCCUGUCCGUGCGCCUGCGCCGCCUGCGCGCCAGCCCGUACAACCUAGACUUGGGCGCAGCCGGCGGCAGUGGCAAUGCCAGCGGAAACGGUAGCGGGCUCCACUCCUACCCCACGCCUUCCCAGCUGGGCGCCCGCAGCCGCAGCACCGGCGUGACCCCGGGCGGCACCAGUCGCCGCCUGCGCCGCCGCUCCCACCUCGUGGGCAGCCACGGGCGGGAGCUGGACGUGGAUGCACUGGCCAGCGGUGACGACGUGGGCGGCAGCGGCAUGGACGACGACGAUGGUGGGCUGCAACUGGUGGGCGCGGGCGGCGUGGUGGGCCGGCGUGGCGGCCGCGACCAGCUGCAUGCCGAGCUCCGCGAGGACGACCUGCGACCCAACCCCCUGCCCGACCAGAUGUACUACCCGCCGCCGCCCCGUGCCCCCUCCCACGCCACAAGCAGCAGCUUGCAGCUGGCUGGCUCGGGCUAUCCGCCGCUGCCUACUGGUGCGCAUGGCGGGUCGCUGGCCGCCUCCUUCACGUGCGGCUUCGGCGGCGGGCUUGCAGGCGGCCUGGCAGGCCAGCCGCCUCCAGUGCCGGCCAGCCGCCGUAUGUCGGGGCCGGGAUGCAGCGGUGCCGCCCUGACGCAGUCCCAGCAGCAGAUGCUGCCGCCUGUCUCGGCUCGUGGUUUGUCGCUGCCAGGUGCUGGGCCUAGCAGCCUGGCGCACUCCCUGCGCUCGCAGUCGCACUCGGGCGAGGAGUUCCUCAGCGGCCUCAUGGAUUACGACGAUGAGGGUGUCGAAUACUCUACCCCGCCCCACACGCCACUGCGUGGUAUAAGCAACACGCAUGACACUACUGCGGCGCCACGGAUGUGCUGCGACCCUGAGGCCUCUGCCGCUGGGCCAACCACCGCCGUGCCGCCGGCGCCCGCUGGCGCAGCUGCAGUUGCCCGAUUGCUGGGUUGUGGGCCCGGCCGCAACAGCUUCAAUGGCGGUCUUGGUGGCGGCGUGGGUGGCCCGCGCGCGAGCUUUGGUGUCGCUCAGGUUUUUCAGUCGCAACCGGGCGGCGGCGGCGUCAUGUUGCACCAGCGCGACCUGCAGCGGCUGCCGGGCAGUGAAUCCCCUCCGGACACGCAGCUGCAGUGGCUGCAGGGCGAGGGUGGCUGCGCAGUGGCCAGCAUCCUGGGUGCUGACGGCCUGGACAGCGCGUCAGGCUUCAACACACUCAUUAUGAAGGCUGCCAACCGCAACGAUCGUGAAUCAGCAGAGCGACUGUGGCAGGAGAUGUGCAGCUGCUGCGUGGCGCCCGACAUACAAACCCUCAAUGCAUUGCUAAGGUGCUUGUCUCGCUCCGCGGCCGACCCCGAUGAGGCGCACCUGCUGAUGCUGGACGUGUGCAGCCGCGGCGGCUUCUCGCCCAACGGCACAUCGCAGCGGCUGAUGGAGGAGAUCUGCUUCCGCUUCGAACAGCUGCAGGGCGGUGGGCACUGAGGCAGGCGCACAGGUGCAAGCGGUGCUGGUGUGGGUGUUGGUGCUGGUGCUGGCGGCGCUACGGCAGCGGCUUGCAGGACGAUCUCUACGUAGGAUUAGCAUGUAGAUGUAAAUGCGUUGGCACCAGAUGUGCACGUUAGGGACACUUGAUUGUGCGCACUUUCUGCUGCCGUUCGCGCGCGAGCCUGUUUGCAGCCCGCCCGCACACCUGUCCGCGCCGAGCCCGGCACACAGGCUACUUGAGGCCAUUGGACCCAUUUAGCGAUGGCAUGUACAGCAUUCAUGCAACAAAGAUUUGUGUUUUUUGCAGCUGGCUGAUGCCUGACAAACCGGAGCUUUACUCUCAAACGCCUCGGGUGUGUAGCAAGCAGUCCGCUUCUGUGGCUGUAUGUGUGGAGGAGCACUCGGUGAUGCCGUUUCACCCUGUUUCACCCGGGUGGCCUAGUCUCCUGUCCCAGGCACGAUCUCAAUUUCCCAACCCGUUGAUUGCGGUGCGUGUUGGGGCGCCACUCGUCGUGAUAGUGGAAGGAGCCUCCCCUGCGCGGGGCACACCACCAAUCAUCGAAGGAAAGAGGGCAGAAAGGUGAGGCGGCCAAGGGGAGGUUACGGCCAGCCAGGCAAGUGGGAUAGUGGACGCACGGGCGUUUUGUUUGGCAAGGUUUGCCUCACCCUACCGCAACCGUGAGGUUGCGCAGAGACGACUGCAGUAAAGCGUACGCUUCGCGCCUUUUGCCGGCACAGAGCGCGGGGACGCGGAGGUGCAAACGAUGUGAGCAUUACAACUUCUGGGUCACUUUUUCAGCAACGGCACGCACUAGCAAGCUGCAAAGUAUUUAUCACAAAUAUUAAUGCCAAAAGGCACGCACAAUUUUGGAGAGAACUCAACUGGGUCGCUGCCGUUUCGGCGCUACUGCGACUUCAGUCAGAGUAACCGCACG
Chlamydomonas reinhardtii is the source of this 5164-nucleotide messenger RNA. RefSeq lists its product as uncharacterized. Gene Ontology annotation, molecular function: protein binding. The transcript is spliced from 9 exons. The coding region runs from base 303 to 4226 and encodes 1307 amino acids. The record is from RefSeq and is a predicted model, not a curated record. Lineage: Eukaryota; Viridiplantae; Chlorophyta; Chlorophyceae; Chlamydomonadales; Chlamydomonadaceae.